CCUUCUCAAAAUGCUUUCUCUCUCUCUCUCUUUCCCAAUUUUAAGGAAUCAUCUCUUUGUUUGUUUCCUUCCUACUUUCUUUCUUUCUUGUUUCUCCAAAUGGCCUUAAGAACCCGACCGAUUUUCUGUGAGCUUAUUAAACCACAGACUCAGAAGACUGAACCGGCGGUUUUUACCCCGGUUCAGAAGCCGAGAGUCAUGUCAUCAUCAGAACCUAGAGGGCAGGAGAACAAUAAUAAUGGGAAAAUAAUGUUACAGCCUAGGUUGACUACUUUAAGGUCAUUUGGUUCGGAUCCUGUUGGAGUAAUCAAGACUAAAAACGGGUUUAAUGGGGAAGAUGACGAGGUUUCUCCAUUCUUCGCAACGUUGUCGGAGUAUAUUGAGAGUUCUAAGAAGAGUCAGGAUUUUGAGAUUAUCUCUGGUCGACUUGCCAUGAUUGUAUUUGCAGCAACAGUGUCCAUGGAAGUUGUGACUGGAAAUUCAGUAUUCCGAAAGACUGAUUUUCAAGGAAUAGCUGAAGCUGCUGGUGUUUCUAUUGCUGCUGUAGCUUGUGCUGCCUUUUUUGCUUGGACUUCAAGUUCUCGUAGCAGAGUUGGCAGAAUCUUCACCAUUGGUUGCAACACCUUCAUCGAUUCCUUAAUCGAUCAAAUCGUCGAUGGCUUUUUCUAUGAAAACGAGCUUAGCGAUUGGACUGACGAUAUCUAGACCUCAAAUAUCGAAAAUAUUGAAAAAAGUGUUAUAAGUAGCUUAGUUUAUCAAAGGGUUUGAAGUACAAUAUGUUUGAUUAGGACCUUAGUUAAUUAGUGUCUUGCUAUGUUGCCCGAACUCUCCAAAAAUGUUGUCGUAUCUGUGCUGGAUUCUAAAAAAAUGCACUACUUCUAGAGGAUCUGAUGCGCACCGACGACAUUUUUGAAGAGUCUGAGCGACAUAAGUAUCUUGUAAAUAGAUAUCAUAUCAUAGUUAAAUAUAUUAUAAAGAAGUUAGUACAAUAAUAAACCAUCAAAAGAGAGGGAGGCCACACGUGAAAAUGGUAAUAUGAAGUUGUCAUCUUUCAUUGUGAUCAAGUAUUCUCACUUUAUGUAUACCUUUAUUUGAGACUUAGAGAAUGUGUUGUUCUCUUGUGACAUGGUGUUGUAUAUUCAAUUUCGAAAAGGAAUUAUACCUUCCUUCC
This is a messenger RNA of Lycium barbarum (goji berry), 1171 nucleotides long. Its product is annotated as stress enhanced protein 2, chloroplastic. The transcript is spliced from 2 exons. The coding region runs from base 100 to 705 and encodes 201 amino acids. Lineage: Eukaryota; Viridiplantae; Streptophyta; Magnoliopsida; Solanales; Solanaceae. Gene Ontology annotation, biological process: cellular response to high light intensity. The record is from RefSeq and is a predicted model, not a curated record.